UUUGCUUCUUGACGAUAUUUUGCUGCACCCGCCGUCGGUGCCAUGAAACCGGCUAAGAGAAGCUGGUAUAGGCAGACCGAUUGAGCAGGCCUAGCUAUACGGUGCUGCUCGUAUGAAGGUAGAGCUUGCCAGCUGAAGAACCCCGCUUUUCGAUUUCGCCUACCUCCCUGCGUUCCCGGCUGACCGCGGGUCGUCGGUUUGGUCGUUUGGCUUUGCGUUGUCGGCCUGCUUCUACUUCUUGACUGGCUGCUAGUUGCUAUUAUUCCAGUUGUUGUUGUUGUUGCUGCACUGCUUCAGUUCGCUCGCGGAGGCCUCUCGGCUGGCGAUGUGCGGAACUUUGCUUGGCUGUUGUCUGUAAGAGUGUGUGCGUUACCGGAGUACCGCUCUGAAUCUGUUGCUUGAUGUAAACAUCACUGCCGGACGAAGACAUAACAGGAGUUGCAGUCGCAGGGAUACAGUCGAUUCGAGGUCUGCUGGUAGCGACAGGCUACUGCGGUGAAGAGCUGCGAUUCCUGCUAGGAAGAACAGUUGCAGUCAGAGAAGCGGCAGCUACAGAUUCAGUAAUCCAGUUCUAAUGCGACAGCCUCUCGACGGCAAUACGGAACAUUCUGCUCCGACUGGUGAAAGCUGGGUGUAUGGCGCAUGUAGGUGCGUGUGGUGGAUAAAUAGAUGUACGGCAAUAGAAAGUGAAUGUGUAUGAGCUUCGAGACCGAAGUCGGAGAUAGCACAUCAUGAGGCCGACGAGAUCAUCAAACAGUGCCAAGGCUAAACGGACGGGUUAAAACAGAACACCCCGUGAAAGCCACUUAAGAAUUGUUUAUUGUAACAGUCUUGCAAAAGCCCUACUUCUUACCAUGUACGCUUGAUUAAUUAAGAGAAAAACAACGAGAAUAGUGCACACUGCUAUUGGGAGUAAACGAUAGAAACAUCCAUUUGAUUUCCUACAUCCAGUUUUACUGCCGUUAAUCACUUACCGUUCGUGUUCCCACAGUUUCCAGCUUCAAUGCACGCAUAGAGCUAGUCUGAUUAGGAAAAAAGGAACCGAAGACCACGCCAAGUAUCCAAACGGUCAACGAGCAUUUAUUAAAUCGCGUGUGAGUUACCCCGUGUGUGUAUUUGUACUAUGCAAUUUUCAAAUGUGAAAUUUGUACGUGGAGAACUCUGUAUGAGCAGAACCACUAAUUUCGUGCGUUAUACAUAGAUAUAGUAAGUUCGGCAGCAAAUGAUAGGCCGUCGUCAUUUGUGACGACACAGCGAUGAAGAUUUCGCCUAUUUGUGUCGCUUCGCCGUAGUGUUUGCGUGUAUGCGUUUGUGUGUAUGUGAGGUGUAAAAUAACUCUACUGACUACGUUGACGAUAUUUACGAUACUUGCUCAUGACAAUGUUAAAUUCACCUUCACACGGACCUCGUCGGGUUCCGCCACCUUACUCUGGGCAUGGACCGCUUGACCAAAUUUCCGGGUCGAUUGGGAAUAACAACGGGAGCUCGCCACAGCCGUCGCUCGGACUAAAUCUCGGGCGUUCACAUCAGCAGCAGCCCAUCGGCCAAUCACCAUUAGGUUUCAACAAUGGCCAGACUCGUCAAGGUAGCGGCAACAUAUCUAAUAUCGGUCAUGGACAAAACAAUCCUUUAGAUCAGCAAAGAUUGUUCGACGGUAUGAGUAUGUUCCACAGUCCAAGCCCGCAGCACCAUACAUCAGUGGGUAAUGGCGGAGGUGGACUAGGCUCUGUUAACAGUUCGGUCAAUAUGUCAAGCGCAAUUGAGAUGCCUCCGACCAUCGCUGUUGCCAACGGUGGCAGUCCAGCCCUUGUCAAAGAAAGCAAAACGUCGCAUCGCUCUGGACGCGAUGGCCGUGGGGGUCAUGUUACCGAUGAAGUGGUCGAAGUUCAAAUUCUGCCGCAGGACGACAACUGGGCAGACAAUACGACAUGUAUUACAGGUGCCACAUCCGAACGAUCACUUUCAGCUGAAGACAUCUCCCGGCUAGGCACCGACCGGCGUGGCCUAUCUGGAAUAUUUCUUAUUCACAUGUGGUUAGGCAGCAUCGUGGCGGCAUUUCUGUCAAUUGCAGCCUUUUUAUCGCCUCUAGGUAUGGUUCUACUACCGAAAUUACCGUUUUGGGAGCAACCGUGGAAGGUGCAGGCUUGCGGGCCAGAGUGCGAUGGUCUUCUUAACGGCUUCGCUUUCAGACUUUGCAUCCUCUUCGGUGGCUGCUGGGCGGUGUUUUUCCGUCGACCAAGGGCAACCUUGCCCCGAGUGUUUGUCUUCCGCGCCGUCAUUAUGGCUUUCACCCUUGUGGUCAUCAUCUCGUAUUGGCUUUUCUACUCGGUACGAAUAUACGAACGCCGCUACGAAGAUUUCGACCUUACCUAUUUAUCGAUUGUACAGUUUGCUCUUUCCAUGAUCGACACACUGCUCUGGGUUCAAUUGCUCGCAGUUCUCGUACUCGAGAUACGUCAUCUCCCCCCACAGUACUACGUUAAGGUUGUCCGAAGUCCCGAUGGAGCUUCGAAGAGCUACACACUAGGCGCUAUUAGUAUACAGCGAGCGGCCGUUCAUCUUCUUGAGAACUAUUACCGAGACUUCCCGGUGUACAAUCCCUUCCUUGAACAGUUACCCAGCUCAACAUCGGCCAAAAAGCAUAAUUCGCAACCGUCAUUCAAAGUCUACGACCUGAAUAGUGGCGCCAGCCAAACGUCGCAAGUGAAUGGCCAAAGUGGUGGACGGCGAACGACGGAUCGUUUAUUCGCCGAACAUGAUUAUGAGAAACGGGUUAAGAAACGCCGCGCUCGUUUGAUCACCGCAGUAGAAGAUGCAUUUACUCAUAUUAAACGCGUGAAGGAGAACCAGGAAAAUACGGGGGCAGGAGGGUUCUUGAUGGAUCCACAGGAAGCUGCUCAGGCCGUCUUUCCGUCAAUGGCGCGUGCUUUGCAGAAAUUCCUUCGAAUCACAAGGCAGCAACCUCGGCACACGAUGCAGGGCAUCCUCGAACAUCUCGCUACCUGCUUGCAUUAUGAUCUUAGUCCAAAGGCAUUCCUCGAGAAAUACUUAAAAUACGAGCCAGUUCUACAAGAUGAACGUGAGUUGGCAACGUCCAUUCAGUCAUGGGCCUUGGUCUGUGACGUUCUCUUAUCUCGACCAGUAAAGGAGGGCAUCACAUUUAUCCUUCGCCAAGGCGACGUAUCCUUGAUGGCCAGCGUUCAUAAUUUACCGCACUUCAAUAUUACAGAGGAGGUGGUCGAUCCCAAAUGUAACAAGUUCCAACUACGACUCCAAUCCGAGACGUCCGUUUAGGUUAUGACAAUGAUCAAGACAAAAACAUUUUAUAGAAAAAAAAAUUUCUAAGAAUCCAUACACGAAAAUACAAUUCCAACACUGUAUAAAAUUGUCAGCAAAAUAGGCAUAAUAAGGCUGAUGAUAAAGCUCAAGUAGCUUCAUAUGCUUCAGUCUAAAACGAAUUGUCAAAUUAUUUAAUGCAUAGUACUAAAUAGGAUGGGAAGCCGUUUACUAGAAGGAUUGGUAUCUAAUAGUAUGCCGGAAAUCCAGUGAUUAAUCAUAAUAAGUAUUCUGCAUAAAAACAAUCUUCGUUUGUUCAUACAUAGAUAGUAAUAUGUCUCGUCAGUCGGAAGGCCUAUUCCGUAUAUUUACGUUGGUUUACUACCUAAAUUCAUGACGUGACCUAUGUACAAACAGAUAACAUCGCCCAAUAUUUAGAGCUGUCCUGUUUACUUUUACUAAAUUACACCAUGUUCGUCUAAAAAAACCUGAAGGAGGAGUUGUAAGAAAGAGUUUUUGUAUUCUACAUUUUGUAGAUGAACGCCAUUGUCAAUUUUAAUUGCUACCCUCAACCAAAGCGAUUAACCGACUUAAUGAUUUAGAACUAAAGAAAAACACGACAAGCCAAUGUAGAUUGUGCAUAUAAUAAUAUACAAUAUUUGCUUCGAUGAGGUUCUGUGAACAAAGCAAAUAUUUUUUUGAACACGAACUUUGACACUAGCCAUGUUUUUGCAAUGCUACUAGACGCAUAUGCUUCUGUUACCGUGGCCGCUAUGCAAUCCAAUACAAAAAGCUUUCAGGACAUGUCUUAAUUAUUUGGUAAUUUAUAGUUUGAGAAGCUGCUCUAAAUAAAGGAGCCGCUCUUGUCGUAACUGAGUGAGGAGUUGCUAUCCUGUGUUCGUGCACGAAUUCGAAUCAAUUGUUUUCUUACUAUAAACUGGAGUUUUUUAAUAUUUUUUGUCUACUAGAUAAGGAGAAAUAAAGGAGUGACCAGAGAAAAACUGUAUUUAUAUUUAUCUGUACAGUAGCGUACUUUUAAACAAACGCUUGGUUAGGUUUAUGAUAACAAUAGUAUGUAGGAAGUGUAUGCAGAUUAAUUUAUACUUUUGUCAAAGUCAAAAGUGUGUGUGUGUCUGUUUACGUGAACGGGUAAAUUUAAGUGUUCAAGUGGUGCUAUAAUAAUUCGACUUACAUUUUCGAUUACAUCGAGAUAAAUAUAAAUAGUGAGUUUAGGUCGGUGUGUCAUUGUCUGUACACACACCUAAAAAAUGUUUUUUUACUGAUGCAAUCUUGUUUUAACGCGUCUCUAUUUGUGCACAGAACCAAGUAGGUUCUUCGUCCUGAUAAGUGAAGAAGUCAAUUAUAACUAAAUCACAAGUUUUCUUAAUCCAAUUUAACAGUUUUUUUUUUUUUUUUUUGAUAGAAUCCUUUCGUCUGAAAAGUGAGCAGCGAAUAAAAUAAAUAUUGCCAAAAAUAGCUGUGAAUUGCGGUGUGUACUUAAAAUGUUUUUUAAGAAGGCGUGGGAUAAAAAAAAUGUACAAAUCUUGCCGUACACUUGUCACUUUCUAAAUGUGAAUUCAUAAUUGACGGCUUGUCAUCGUGCCUACUAACCAUACAAUCGUGUGAAAUAUAUAUUAGCAAAGCUAUUGAAAUAAUAAAGAUUUAUUAUUCAGCCUGCAAGUAUUAGCCUGAAUAUCCUUUGUAACUGUAUGCUUUGCAUACUGUUAUUACAAUCAGCGGAAAUAUUCUCCUGAGAUCAGCCGUGCCCAAAUCAUGUAAACUUAUUAGAGGAAAUGUAAUUAUCUAUUUCUUUUACAAAUUUGGACGCAGCAUUUUAGUCGAUGAUAAUUAAAAUUUGUGAACACGCUAAAGAUCAAUAUGUUUACCCUACAUACAUAUUCAGCUGAAUUCAGCGUUAAAAUGAUAACUUGAUUUCAGUGUCGAUAGACAACUCGAAAUGACCAAUUUGCAUAUUCAUUCUGUUUCAAACAAAAGCAAUGAUUCGUUGUUCUAUGCAGGGACCAACAGAAUCUGUAUCGUAACGUUAGAGAAAACGCUAAAAUCUAGAGUUCACGUGCGAGGAUGGCUGGCACCAAAUCCUGAUAUAUCCCAGUGCGUAUAUUUGGCUGGACAAAAUAGACGACACAACUUCCACAACGACAUAUAUAACACUGUUAUGCACAUGCCCACACAUACGUACGUGCAUCUCUUGGUUGUGAAUAGCGAUGUGACGCAGUUGAUCAACAAAUUCAUGCCAAAACAGACCUUCUGAACGUCGCGUUUCCUACUUUCUUUUUUAAAUCAUAUCAUGAUUGUUUUAUAUGUAUGUGGUUCUCUUUUACUAAUAAUAUAUAAUGUUUGCUUUUGACGAACGCCUAUGUAAAAAGAACUGAACAAUCAUAAAACGCUAAUUACGAACAUUCUACAUCAGAUUUCACAACUAUAAAAAGUUUGAUUUGAAACGCGAAAUUUAAAGUAUCGGAAUGUCUAUGACAAGCGAAAUCGUUUUUUUCAUCCACGAACGAUUUGAUGAAGACUAUCUGCGGUCUCCUGGCUGAUUCAGUUAUUAUUUUAAGAGUGAUGUAAUCUAUAUAGAGGUGCAUCAGACACCCAACAACUGUGAAAUCAAUAGGUGCUAAGACUAAAAAUGAGCCAAGUUUGAUUUUUCAUCUGGCCUGGUUUGUAAGCAAGAAUGAAACGAUUACGAAGGAAUAACUGUGUAACGAUUUUCUACAAUGAGAUCACUACUGGAAUGAUGAUUAUAGACAGAUAUUGAUGAGUGACUAAUUUGUGUGCGUAACAAAGCGAUCAAAGUAUACUCUGUGUACAUUUUAUAUGAAAGACUACGCUGGUAUAACAUCGUCACAAUAAUAUAAAUAAUAAAUGCCAUGUAUUAAUGACGAACCUAUAAUUUUACAAAAUGUGUUGUCAUUUAGGUAUACUUAUUUCGGAAUUUCCGAAAAUAUAUUAGUAGUGUGU
This is a messenger RNA of Varroa destructor (honeybee mite), 6255 nucleotides long. RefSeq names its product Strabismus domain-containing protein Vang (gene Vang). Gene Ontology annotation, biological process: multicellular organism development. The record is from RefSeq and is a predicted model, not a curated record. Gene Ontology annotation, cellular component: membrane. Lineage: Eukaryota; Metazoa; Arthropoda; Arachnida; Mesostigmata; Varroidae.